Molecule: messenger RNA, 2582 nt
Organism: Hyla sarda
Lineage: Eukaryota; Metazoa; Chordata; Amphibia; Anura; Hylidae
Gene: XPO5
Product: exportin 5
Exons: 20
Coding region: 38-2350 (770 amino acids)
Biological process (GO): protein export from nucleus; RNA export from nucleus
Cellular component (GO): nucleus; cytoplasm; RNA nuclear export complex
Molecular function (GO): nuclear export signal receptor activity; small GTPase binding; RNA binding
Source: RefSeq, a predicted model, not a curated record
CCGCACGCAGCGUGAUUGCGCAUGCUUAGUGUGUCUCAUGCCGGGGUCCUCGCCGUGUUCCCGGGAGAUGGCGGAGCAGGUGCGGGCUGUGUGUGAGCGGUUGGUGCAGGCGGUGACCGUCAUCAUGGAGCCCAACUCAGCCCAGGAACACCGGAUGGAGGCGCUGAGGUUCUGUGAGGAGUUUAAGGAGACGUGCGCGGUGUGCGUUCCCUGCGGGCUGCAGCUGGCGGAGAAGUCUCAGCCUCCGAUCAUCAGACAUUUCGGCCUCCAGGUUUUGGAGCAUGUGGUGAAGUUUCGGUGGAAUAACAUGGAGGGGGAUGAGAAGCUUCUCCUGAAGGACAGUGUGAUGAGGCUCAUGGCCGCUGGGGUCCGGCCCAUCCUGGAGGAGGAGGGACACAUAAAGGACGUGCUGGCCCGGAUCGUGGUGGAGAUGAUAAAGCGGGAAUGGCCGCAGCACUGGCCCAACAUGCUGACCGAGCUGGAGGGGCUCAUCAAGAAGGGGGAGGUGCAGACGGAGCUGGUGAUGUUCAUUCUGCUGCGGUUGGCGGAGGACGUGGUCACCUUUCAGAACCUUCCGGGCCAGCGCCGCCGCGACAUCCAGACCACCAUGACCCAGAACAUGGAGCAGCUCUUCACCUUCAUGCUGAGCAUCCUGGGGGACGCCGUCCAUCAAUACCAGCAGCUGAAGAGCGACUCCUCCCAGAAGGAUAAGUACCAGGGCCUGUGCCGGGUGGCGCUGGCGGCUCUGAACACACUGGCCGGAUACAUUGACUGGGUGUCCAUCAUUCACAUCACCGCCCAGGACUGUAAACUGCUGCAGAUGUUGUGCCUCCUGCUGGAGGAGGAUGAACUGCAAGUGGAGGCCGCGGAGUGUCUGCUCAUCGCUGUCAGCAGGAAGGGGAAGCUGGAGGACCGUCUCCCCCUCCUGGUCCUGUUUGGUGAUAACCCCAUGCAGUGUAUCAUGGCCGCCGCUCAGAAGGCGCACAGUGAGGGGCUGCAGGAGAAGCGCUACGUCUUCCUCAAGAGGCUGUGUCAGGUGCUGUGCGCUCUGGGCAGCCAGUUGUGCGCGCUCACUCUGUCCCCGGACUUCAAAGUAAAGAUCCCGGUGACUUUCGGUAAAUACCUGAGCUCGUUGCGGGAGUUUACGGUUCACCCAAGUCAGUUCCUCAGAUCGUCCACCCUGAUGACGUGGGGCUCCAUCUUCAGACAUGAAGUUCUCUCCAAGGACGCGGCAGUGAAGGCCAUGGUCCCGGAGUUCCUGAGGAUCUCCAUGAGUAAUGUGGUGAAGGUGGGCUUCCCCUCCAGGAACGACAGCCCCAGCUGUGAAUACUCGCGCCUGGACUGCGACAAUGACGAAGACUUCAACACCUUCUUUAACUAUUUUAAGGCUUUAAUAGGCGACGUGAUGCGUUCAGCCUGUCGCUUGGACCCCAUGACCGGUUUCUGCCUAGCGGAGGAAUGGCUGCAGUUCCAGCUGUCUGCCCCCUCGGAGUCCGGACUGAACAGCUCGCGGUCCGGUGACGGUCCCUGCAGCCUCUUGUCUCCGUCCUUUAUACAGUGGGACGCCAUGACCUUCUUCUGUGAGUGCGUCAUCCUCACCACCCUGCGAUCACUGCCCAAACAGGAGCUGCCGGUGACUCGGGGGGUGGAGCUCCUCCAGCAGGUGCUGAGCUAUGAGACGGAAGACCCCUUAAUCCUGUCCUGCGUCCUCACCGUCCUGUCCGUGCUCCUCCCCUUCAUGCGCUACGUGAACGGCUUCAUGCCGGCCAUCCUCAACAAGCUCUUCUCGGCUGUGGCCUUUGAAUUGUGUAACCAGCUGAUCAGCGCCUUCAGUCCCUUCGUCUGGAUGGACACGCCCGCCUGUCAGAAAGCCGCCGCCCAGCUGUGCUGGCCCCUCCUCAAACAGAUGGUCUCCAGUUCUUUGCCCUCUGAAGCCGCCCUCUGUUUUUUCACGAACGUCCUGCGGGGGCUGCAGAUCCACGGGCAGCAUGAGGCGUGUAACGGGGCCCUGGUGAACCUGGCCUAUCAGAUCUACAUCGCCCUGCGCCCCCAGGUCACGGAGUUGCGGGUGGUGAUGGAGCAGAUCCCCGAGAUCCAGCGCGAUGCUCUGCAGCAGUUUGACUCUCGACUUCUCUUCACGGCACAGAAACAAGGGGAGAAGCGGCGGAAAGAGCAAUUCAGGCGCCUCAUAUCCGGCUGCAUUGGGAAACCUCUGGGCGAACAGUUUCGGAAAGAAGUUCACAUCCGGAAUCUUCCAUCUCUGUUCCAGAAGAAACCGCGGCCGGUCCUGAGCGAGGAUGCCAUCCUGGGCAGCUGCGCAGAGUCGCUCCCGGCAUUAUUCCAGCCAUGAGGUGUUGGUCACCCCGCGCCUCAGGAUCAGUAAGGAACAGAGGCCGCGGGGGCCUGAUCCUCCUCCUCCGGCCGCUGGGGGCCUGAUCCUCCUCCUCCGGCCGCUGGGGCCUGAUCCUCCUCCUCCGGCCGCUGGGGCCUGAUCCUCCUCCUCCGGCCGCGGGGGCCUGAUCCUCCUCCUCCUCCGGCCGCGGGGGGCCUGAUCCUCCUCCUCCUCCUCCGGCCGCGGGGGG